Molecule: messenger RNA, 1700 nt
Organism: Tripterygium wilfordii
Lineage: Eukaryota; Viridiplantae; Streptophyta; Magnoliopsida; Celastrales; Celastraceae
Product: cinnamoyl-CoA reductase 1-like
Exons: 6
Coding region: 251-1210 (319 amino acids)
Molecular function (GO): oxidoreductase activity, acting on the CH-OH group of donors, NAD or NADP as acceptor
Source: RefSeq, a predicted model, not a curated record
UUAUAAACUUCUAAUACAAUUCUGUCUCGCUCGUCCAAGAUAAAUCAGUCGGCACGACAAUUCCAAAAGAGAGCAACCUGGUCCUAGAUAGUUCCGCUGCCGCAAGAUGGCCCUUUUUACUUUCCUCCACAAAACUGUUGAGUGUGGGAUAAAGGAGGAGAGAGGAAAUGAAAGUUCCGGACUCAAACGAUAUUGAAAAGGCUUACAUUAAUCGCACCGAUCGAUGUACAGGUGACAUAAAGACUUUGAAAUGGCGAUGGAGAAGGGGAGAGUUUGUGUGACGGGAGCUGGAGGUUUCCUUGGUUCGUGGGUGGUCAAGCUUCUUCUCUCUAAGGACUUCAUUGUUCAUGGAACUGUCAGAGACCCAUUGGAUGAGAGGCAUGCUCAAUUGAAGAAGCUUGACAAGGCAUCAGAGAACCUGAAACUAUUCAAGGCGGAUCUACUGGAUUACAGCUCCCUUUACUCUGCAAUUGUAGGAUGCGAUGGAGUCUUCCAUGUUGCUAGCCCCGUUCCUUCCUUCCCUUCAUCAAACCCUGAGGUAGAGGUUCUCGAGCCUGCUGUGAAGGGCACGCUAAAUGUACUGAAGUCGUGCUCUGAAGCCAAGGUCAAGCGAGCUGUUGUCGUGUCCUCAGGAGCUGCUGUGUCGAGGAAUCCUAGAUGGCCCAGGGGUCAAAUAAAGGAUGAGACUUGUUGGUCUGAUAAAGAAUAUUGCAGAACAACCAAUAACUGGUAUUCUCUCUCAAAAACAGAAGCUGAAAGUGAAGCUCUGGAAUAUGCCAAAGAAACAGGGCUUGAUGUUGUAACCAUUUGUCCUAGCCUCAUUUUGGGGCCACUGCUUCAGUCCAAAGUGAAUUCAAGUAGCUUGUUUCUGAUUAAGCUUAUGAAAGAAGGUUAUGAGACAACAGUGAGUAGGCUCCGGAUGACUUUAGACGUGCGAGAUGUGGCUUCAGCACUACUUUUGGUAUAUGAGAAACCUGAGGCUGAAGGCAGAUACAUAUGCACAGCACACCCUGCCAGGGCCCGGGAUCUGGUUGAGAAACUGAAAAGUAUUUAUCCAAACUACAAUUACCCCAAAAAUUAUACUGACGAGGUUGAUCAAGAGCCGCUGACUUCAGAGAAGUUGCAGAGGUUGGGCUGGACUUUUCGACCGUUGGAGGAAACCCUCAUUGAUUCCGUUGAAAGCUACCGGAAAGCUGGAAUCUUGGACUAAGAAAGUCAGCUGAUAGUGUGAUGCUCUUUUUUCUUUUUUGUACAAACUUUGUAUCUUGAGUUGUACUUAAAUAGCAGGAAUUGGGUGUUUAUUGUAGUCUUGUACAUUUUUCUUUUACUAGAGCUCUCAUUUGAAGGGAUUAUUGGUUGAGAGGUGCUGUUUCUAGUAUUGAUGUGGUGUGUUAAUAUGCAGAGAGCAUAGGGAAAUGAUGUGCUUGAUCUGGAUCUAGAUCAUGAUGAUGUGCUUGAUCUGACUUCAGAGAAGUUGCGGAGGCUAGGCUGGAGUUUUCGGUCGUUAGAGGAAACCCUCUUUGAUUCCAUUGAGAGCUACCGAAUGGCUGGAAUAUUGGACUAAAACUGUAUACAUUUUGAUUCUUUUAAAAAAUUCCUGAUGGUUGUUUUCUUCAGAAUAAGAUGUGGCUUGAACGAUUUCUUGUGAACAUUUUGAGCAGCUUGGACUCAUAAUAUGGACUUUGUGUUUCAUAUUGCCA